AUGUUGAAGCAGUGGCUCGGGCUCGCUCUAACGGCUGAUUCAUCGGCGUUAUUUAGGGGAAGCAAUAGUUUUGGGAUGAGUCUAAAAAGGCCAUCGGAGCUCUAUAAACACCUAAGAGUUUCCAAGAGAUAUAUCCUGGGGAAAUCCCAUGAUGACAUAGUGACAUCGCUCCCAAAAGAUGAAGAUGCCCCCGAGCUAGAGUCACGACUUCAAUUCCAUAAGCAAUUUAUGAUAGGAGCGCAAAGUAACAGAGCGGGGUUAGGAUCAAAUAGGAAAGUCCAAGAUGCGGAUAUAUUGAAGUCUUUUAUUCGGCAAGACGAGAAUGAUAAAUAUAAGAUCCAUGCAAUGAAUUUAGAAAUGCAGAACGAGUGGUUAGACAUAGGAGAUUUUUGCAUCCCAUUAGCAUUAAAAUGGCGCACUUUAAUUUAUGAUUGGUCGCCAGCAUUGCUAAAAUUCUAUCUCAAUGCGUUCCAGAUGACUCUCCCAGAUCAGAGUAAUUUAGUAAGAUGGGGUAAAAGUACCGAAAAAACUUGCUAUAUCUGUGGAAAGGCAGUUGGAACUGCUAAGCAUCUGCUGGUGGGAUGUAAGGUACUCCUUGACAGCGGUCAAUACUCGCGUCGUCACGAUAGGGUUCUAGAAGUCAUACGUGAAGCGGUUAGUCUUUCGGUAGCCAGAGCGCAAAAGGGAAUAACCACAAACGAACGAUCAGUAGGUUUUGUGAGAGAAGGCACUAGGGCUACAAAAUCAAACGUCAAGCCUUACUCCAUCCUUAAAGCGGCGUCGGAUUGGACUAUAAUGAUGGACACGUAUGAAAAACAAUAUAAAAUCCCCGAGGAUAUUUGUGCGUCGGCCUCCAGACCGGAUAUAUUUUUGUUUUCGCGAAUUUUAAAGCGCGUAGUGAUAAUAGAGCUUACGGUCCCCUGGGAAACCAACAUCCCCAAAGACCAUACCAUCAAGGUCAACAAAUAUUACGAGCUCACAAACGAACUCACUCGAAACAGGUUCGUAGUAGAUUUGUACGCGGUAGAGGUGGGAGCGAGAGGUAUAACAGCGAAAUCUCUCUAUAACCUACUAAAGGACUUGGGCUUGUCCAGAACUCACAUUAAUGCAUUCUUGGAACGUACGUCGAAGGCAGCCCUAGUAGGUUCUUUUCAAAUUUGGUUAGGUAGGGAGAGGAGCUUGGACAGUGGAGGUGAGCGUAUAACGCGCGUUAGUUAA
Danaus chrysippus (African queen) is the source of this 1218-nucleotide messenger RNA. Lineage: Eukaryota; Metazoa; Arthropoda; Insecta; Lepidoptera; Nymphalidae. The record is from the annotation of a GenBank genome assembly.